CUUCGCCGCAAAGAUUAACUCAGUUGGUAUAAGGCAGAGGUCGAGCAAAGUUGAUCUACAUUCCCAUUUCCGUCAAUAAGUUAGACAAUCGAAAAACAUUCAAUCCCACAAUGGCUAAGGAUAAUUUAACCGCAGUUCUGUAUGGCAUAGAAGACAUGCGAUUGGAACAACGUCCCAUACCGGAAAUUGCUGAUAAUGAGGUACUUUUGGCCAUGGACAGUGUGGGCAUUUGCGGUUCAGAUGUUCACUAUUUGGCAAAUGGACGCAUUGGUGAUUUCAUUCUUACCAAACCCAUGGUUAUUGGCCACGAAGCUGCUGGUGUUGUUGCCAAAGUUGGCGCAAAGGUGAAACAUCUUCAAGUGGGUGAUCGUUGUGCCAUUGAACCUGGAGUGCCCUGUUACAUUUGUGAUUUCUGCAAAGGAGGCAGCUAUAAUUUGUGUCCAGAUAUGAAGUUUUGUGCCACACCACCCUACGAUGGCAAUUUGACGCGCUACUAUAAGCAUGCCGCUGAUUUCUGUUUUAAAUUACCCGAUCAUGUGACCAUGGAGGAAGGUGCUCUCUUGGAACCCCUUUCGGUGGGUGUUCAUGCAUGUCGACGCGCUGGUGUGGGUUUGGGAUCAAAUGUUUUGAUAUUGGGAGCAGGACCUAUUGGUUUGGUCACCCUGUUGGUGGCCCAAUCGAUGGGAGCUUCGAAAGUUAUGGUCACAGAUUUGGUGCAACAGCGUCUAGAUGUUGCCAAGGAGUUGGGGGCUACACACACACUGCUGAUGAAACGUGAAGAUGUAGCCGAGGAGGUGGCCCAACAAGUGCAGCAAUUGAUGGGUGUUAUGCCGGACAAGACCAUAGAAUGUUGUGGGGCAGAGACUACUACAAGAUUGGGAAUUUUUGCCACUCGUUCUGGCGGCUGCUGUGUUAUUGUGGGCAUGGGAGCUCCAGAAGUUAAGCUGCCUUUAAUCAAUGCCUUGGCACGAGAAGUGGAUAUAAGAGGAGUCUUCCGCUACUGCAAUGACUAUUCCGCUGCCCUGGCUUUGGUAUCAUCGGGUAAGGUGAAUGUUAAGCGUUUGAUAACCCAUCACUUCGAUAUAACUGAGACUGAUAAGGCAUUCGAGACGGCUCGUAAAGGCCUGGGUGGUGCCAUUAAAGUGAUGAUCCAUGUUCAACCUAAGGAUACUAACAACAAAUAAAUAAUAAUUAUUUUCAAAACUAUGUGAACAAUAAAGAUUUUUUAAUAAGA
Stomoxys calcitrans (stable fly) is the source of this 1234-nucleotide messenger RNA. RefSeq names its product sorbitol dehydrogenase (gene Sodh1). The transcript is spliced from 5 exons. Gene Ontology annotation, molecular function: L-iditol 2-dehydrogenase (NAD+) activity; zinc ion binding. The record is from RefSeq and is a predicted model, not a curated record. Lineage: Eukaryota; Metazoa; Arthropoda; Insecta; Diptera; Muscidae. Gene Ontology annotation, biological process: D-sorbitol catabolic process. The coding region runs from base 111 to 1184 and encodes 357 amino acids.